CAUUAGUAAACGUAGCCUAUUAUUUUUGAGACUAAUCUGGCUCCAUAGUUGCUGCUGCAGUUUUAGGUGAGGUUUCAGUGGCGCAUGAAUUCACUGGGGGAAAUGUUUGGCUCCGUAUCCCUGCACUGUCCAGCUUGCAUUUUAUCUUCAUCCUCGGGAACUUCCCUUUAUGUGUAAGGAAAGCACUUGACACAUCUGCGCCGCUAGGAGGCGUAAUAUUUGACUUGCUAAGCGCAGCAUCGACGCAGUGCUUCACCAGCGCGCCUGUUCAUUAAGGUGCUCAAUUACAGCAAACAAGAACAAGAAAGCCUUGCCUGGAAACAGCACCGCAGUCAUGGAAGCCUCAACAGGAUCAUACACACAUUUUGACCAGAGUGCCUUUCAUUAUGAUUAUGAGACGUUGCGGACCACGGGGGUCAUCCUAGCUGUGGUUAUGUUUGUAAGUGGGAUCCUUAUCGCACUGAAUCUAGUCCAGUGGAAGGCCCUCCGAAGACAGAAGUUCCCCCUCAAACAGUGUAAAGCGGAUGGCGGAUCAGAGCGGCCCAUUUCAGCGAGAGGAAAUGUUCAGACGCACAAGGUUACUUACAGGAAUGAGAGAGAAAGCAGAACCUGCUUGACCUCUUUUUGUAACCUCAGUCUAAAUGCUGAUCUACUGCUGUAUUUUUAGCUCUUUUGUCCCACAAUUCACCACACACCUCAGCUGAUCGCAAUUGUUUUACUUACGCAUGAAUAAUUAGCUUUAAUUACUAUUAUAUGAGGCCUAGAUUAAAUACAUUGUUGAUGAAAUAUUUAUGGCAACCAAGAUUAAUGAUUGAAAUAUAACAGCAGAUUGUUUAAAGUUUACAUAAAUAAUAUGAAAAUGAAAUUUAUACUUGUUUACAUUUAAAAAGCAAAUUCGCAAGACUUAAGCAUGAAAUUACACAGUUGCGUGUCAAACCUGUGUAACUUGUGCAUGCCAGGUUGCAACACACUGUAAGACAACUGUGUAACAUUCUAAUCAUUUAAAAUGCAUUAUAAAGUAACUUUAUUAUUUGAAUUUUUAACUUUUCUGUAACUUAUUAACAGUAAAACCUUUAAAAACAACAUGUAAAGCAAAGAUAUUCUCUGUUUACACAUUUAUUAGAUCAGUAAAAACAUAAUUAUUAUGCAACUUGACAUAACGUUGAGGGCUAAGGUAGAAAAAAAUAAGUCUUGCCUUAAGAACUAAUGGUGCAACUGAAUCGAAUACAGAAUUACCAACAAACUAGCUACUGAUGGAACUACAUCACAAUUUAAGAAAACCUCAUGAGGGUCUGGAGAAAUGCCCAUUCAGCGCAUGAAUAUUUGAAUGAAUUCCAGCGAUGAAAGCACUUUAAAAAGUAAUGUUUAGUUACUGAAUAUCAAUUGAACUGCAACUGAAUGUAUGCAUUUAUGUAUGCGUGUAUGUAUGUGUCUCACAAAUGAAUCAAGAAGCAUCUGUAUACAUUUGAAAUAAUGAAUCACUACUCUUUUCAGUCAGCAUGUUUUUAAAAGAAUGCUUAAUAACUCUUUCAGUCAGUCAUGGUGUGUGUCCGUGCGUGUUUGUCUUGAAGUGAAUUAAAUGAGUACAACUAAACAUUCACAUCAGUCAUAAUGAAGAACUGAAUACAACUACUGUGUGUAAAUGUAUUUUAUUAGUCACCCAAACUUUAGUCAUGUACCAAAGGCAUUCGGCUCAAUAAAACAUACUGAGUUACAGAGA
Messenger RNA from Danio aesculapii, 1720 nucleotides. It is a transcript of the gene fxyd7, whose product is annotated as FXYD domain containing ion transport regulator 7. Bases 335 to 667 code for a protein of 110 amino acids. The record is from RefSeq and is a predicted model, not a curated record. Gene Ontology annotation, molecular function: sodium channel regulator activity. NCBI's taxonomy places the organism in Eukaryota, Metazoa, Chordata, Actinopteri, Cypriniformes, Danionidae. Gene Ontology annotation, cellular component: membrane. Gene Ontology annotation, biological process: regulation of sodium ion transmembrane transporter activity. The transcript has 5 exons.